Dictyostelium discoideum AX4 is the source of this 1593-nucleotide messenger RNA. It is a transcript of the gene smu1, whose product is annotated as WD40 repeat-containing protein. The record is from RefSeq and is a predicted model, not a curated record. The coding region runs from base 1 to 1593 and encodes 530 amino acids. Gene Ontology annotation, biological process: mRNA splicing, via spliceosome. Lineage: Eukaryota; Evosea; Eumycetozoa; Dictyosteliales; Dictyosteliaceae. Gene Ontology annotation, cellular component: nucleus; nuclear speck; cytoplasm. The transcript is spliced from 4 exons.
AUGAGUAACCCCACAUCAACUACCCAUCAUAAUAUUGAAAUUCAAUCACAAGAUGUAAUUAAAUUAAUAUUACAAUUUUUAAAAGAAAAUUCAUUAGGUAAUUCAUUAACAGCUUUACAAGAAGAAACAGGUAUAAAUUUAAAUGCAGUUGAUAGUAAAGAAACAUUUUUAAAUGAUGUUAAAAAUGGUAAUUGGGAUAGUGUUUUAACUGUUGUAUCAACAUUAAGAUUAUCAACUACAUUAUUAAUGGAUCUUUAUGAACAAAUAGUAGAAUUAUUACAUUUAAAGGAAUAUGAACUUUGUAAAUAUUUAAUUAGGAAAACUGAACCAUUAAAUUAUAUGAAAUUAAAUCAACAAGAAAGAUAUUUAAAAUUAGAAAAUCAUUUACAAAGAGAAUAUAUAGAUUUAGGAGAUUUUUAUAAAUAUGGUAUAACAACAGAAAAAAGAAGAAAACAACUAAUUGAACAAUUAAAUAAUGAAAUUAUAACAGUACCAUCAUCAAGAUUAUUAUCAUUAUUAUCACAAUCAUUACAUUGGCAAAAACAUCAAGGUAUAAUACCAGAUGAUUGUAUGGAAUUUGAUUUAUUUAAAGGUGAGGUACCAUUUAAAAAGAUUGAAUCAGAAGAGGAACAAAUAACAACUGUUUUAGAUAAAACAAUUAAAUUUAAUAAUAAGAAUAAACCAGAGACAAUUAAAUUCUCACCAGAUUCUAAAUAUCUUUUAACGGGUAGUAUGGAUGGAUUUAUAGAGGUUUGGGAUUACAACACUGGUAAAUUAUCAAAGAGUUUAGCCUAUCAAUCAAAUGACGAUUUUAUGAUGCAUGAUGAUGCGAUACUUUGCAUUGCGUUCUCAAAGGAUGGCGAGUUCUUAGCAACGGGUUCAUUGGAUAAUAAAAUCAAAGUUUGGCAAAUAAAGAGUGGUAAAUGUUUAAGAAAAUUCGAACCUGCUCAUACGAAUGGUGUGACAUGUUUACAAUUCUCAAGGAAUUCAACACAAAUUCUAAGUGGUUCCUUUGACUCCUCUUUGAAAAUUCAUGGUUUAAAAUCGGGUAAGGCUUUGAAAAUCUUUAGAGGUCAUCAAUCGUUUGUGAAUGAUUGUUGUUUCAAUCAUGAUGAAGAUAGAGUUAUAUCAUGUUCAAGUGAUGGUAAAAUUAAAAUAUGGGAUGCAAAAUCAUCAGAUUGUUUGCAAACUAUCACUCCAACAAGUGUUGUCACAGUUAGAGACAUUUCAAUUCGUUCAAUCACUAUAUUGCUAAAGAAUCCUGAAUUCCUUUUAGUUUGUAAUUCUUCUCAAAUCUCAAUAGUUUCAAUGAAAUCUCAAACUAUUAGUAAAACAUUUACAAGUGAAAAUUCAAAAACUUUCUUGGUUUGCACUUUAUCUCCACUUCAAAAUUAUUUAUAUGCAGUUGAUGAAGAUAAUAUACUCUAUACUUUUGAUUUCAAUUCUGGUUCAUUAUUAAAUAAAUUUAAAAUUCAUGAUCAAGAAGUUAUUAGUAUAUCACAUCAUCCAACUAAAAAUUUAUUAGCAACAACUGGUUCUGAUUGUUUAUUAAAAAUUUGGAAAUCAAAUUCAAAUGAUAAUAUUAAUAAUUAA